Messenger RNA from Cajanus cajan (pigeon pea), 1807 nucleotides. RefSeq names its product putative polygalacturonase. Gene Ontology annotation, molecular function: polygalacturonase activity. Gene Ontology annotation, biological process: carbohydrate metabolic process. The record is from RefSeq and is a predicted model, not a curated record. NCBI's taxonomy places the organism in Eukaryota, Viridiplantae, Streptophyta, Magnoliopsida, Fabales, Fabaceae.
UCACCACCUUUUUAUUUAUUUAUUUAUUCGGUACUUCCCUACCAUUGUAUACGAAAUACCAUUGCUCUCUUUCUCUUGUUCUGUAUUUUAUUAUGUUCUUCAUCUAACCCGCUCCCUCUCUUUAACUCCAUGCAACUGCUUCUGCACUCGGUUCUGAACUUUCUUGCCCCAUUGCACUUCCAACUUGUUGCUGCUCAAACACACAUGAAGGGGCUAGUGGCGGUGCUUUUACUUGUAGCAAUAAGCACUGUUGUGGAAAGCAAUGGAGAAGACAAUGGUGGACCAUGUAAACAGAAUGCAUUGAAAGUUAGGCCUCACAGUGUGUCGAUCUUGGAGUUUGGGGCAGUUGGAGAUGGAAUAACAGUGAACACAGUUGCGUUCCAAAAUGCAAUAUUUUAUCUCAAGUCAUUUGCUGACAAAGGUGGUGCUCAACUGUAUGUUCCAUCUGGCAGAUGGCUUACUGGGAGUUUUAACCUCACCAGUCACCUCACUCUGUUCCUUGAGAGAGGCGCUACCAUCAUUGCAUCUCAGGAUUACUCUCAUUGGGAAGUAGUGGAUUCCCUCCCUUCAUAUGGUAGAGGAAUUGACGUUCCAGGUGUGAGAUAUCGCAGCUUGAUCUAUGGACAAAAUUUAAGAGAUGUGGUAGUUACUGGUGAUAAUGGAACUAUAGAUGGGCAAGGCUCUAUCUGGUGGGAGCUGUUCAGUUCUCAUUCCUUAAAUCACAGUCGACCAAAUCUUAUAGAAUUUGUUGAUUCUGUUGAUGUCAUAAUUUCAAAUUUGACUUUUUUAGACUCUCCUGCUUGGGACAUACAUCCAGUAUAUUGCAGUAAUGUUCAAAUUCAAAACAUAACUUCUCGUGCACCAGCCGAAUCCCCUUACACAAGUGGUAUAGUUCCAGAUUCUUCUCAGUAUGUUUGCAUUGAGAACAGUAACAUUAGUACUGGCCAUGAUGCAAUUGUGCUGAAGAGUGGUUGGGAUCAGUACGGUAUUUCCUAUGGAAAACCAACCUCGAGUGUCCACAUCAGCAAUGUUUACCUACAAUCAUCGUCAGGUGCUGGUUUGGCACUUGGGAGUGAGAUGUCUGGGGGAAUACAUGAUAUUUUUGCAGAAAAGCUUCAUAUACUCAAUUCUCCUAUUGGCAUUGAGCUGAAGACAACUAGGGGUAGAGGUGGCUAUAUGAAAGGCAUCUUAAUUUCUGAUGCAGAAUUGGAAAAUAUUUGCUUAGGGAUUAGCAUGACAGGAUUCUCCGGUUUCCAUCCAGAUGAUGAGUAUAACACAAGUGCAUUUCCAGUUGUUGGUAGCAUCACGUUCAAGAAUGUGAUUGGUGCAAAUAUUGGUGUUGCCGGGAAUUUUUCAGGAUUUGUUGAAUCACCAUUUUCAACAAUCUGUCUUUCAAACGCGACCUUUUUUGUCAGUUCUGAAGCAUCUCCUUCAUGGUUCUGUUCUAAUGUAGUUGGUUUCUCUGAAGAGGUGUUUCCUGAGCCAUGUACUGAUCUCCAGAGUUCGGAUUCCAAGUUUUCUUUUUCUUGUUUUUCUUCCCUAUAUCCACAAUUAAGUAAUGUCUCAGCCUUUUUGGAUCAUCACCCACAAGAAUUAUAGUCGCUCAUUUCAUUCACUCUAUACAUGAUAUUGAUAUACAAAAUUCAAAUCCAUCUAGAGGUUCUUCAACUUCAUCACAAUUUUCCAAUAAACGAAAGUUCAUGAUGCAAAUGUGUUCCUUCUCUUCAACAUUUCAAUCGACCUUCCAUUGUUGGUGUCAAGUCCAAAUAUAUAAUGUAUAUUUAUUUAUGUACAGCCUCAAUUUCUU